Molecule: messenger RNA, 4140 nt
Organism: Cadophora gregata
Lineage: Eukaryota; Fungi; Ascomycota; Leotiomycetes; Helotiales; Ploettnerulaceae
Exons: 3
Coding region: 775-3549 (924 amino acids)
Source: RefSeq, a predicted model, not a curated record
ACAGCAGCGACGAACGAAGACAACUUUCUUUCCCUAUCCUUCCGGCUUCGGUCUCUUGCUCUCGUGGUCUCUCUCGGCAGCUUCGAUAGCUCCCACGGUCAAUCACUCUCCUUUCUUGGAGCCGAGGAGUCGUCGAGACGACAAUCCCAAGACGAAGGAUACGGAGAAUUCAUCCCACGUUUGAAGAGGUUGGACAGUGGUAUACUUUUGUACCGAUUGGGUGCUCAGGAUCGUUGAAGUUGGGGGAAUUGAAGUAACAUCACGACUUCUUCACAUCUGGUCAGCCGUUUCGAUUCAGUACACGGCCGGUUGAGAUGCAACACAACGCUUUUUGAUUGAUUCAUCCAAACUUCUACUUCAACAUAGACCACGAUCUUUGUCUAUUCAUUUCGGCUCCUAGCGACCGACCACGCUCUUUUGCAUCUACUAUUCUUACACUGGAGUUCGACCACUUCUGUAUCUUUACGCAAAACUUUCAAUUCAUCUUUCGUUCCAGCUGAACAUUUGUACGAAUCAGCUCUCACGCCUACGACAUCUAACUGGCUGCAGCGAUUCUAUUUCCGUUGCAGGAACACUCAAAAGCAAUUUCAUUUGAACAGAAUACGGAUCCGCGCAUAUUACUCCAAGGUUCUACGGCUUCAUGCAUAUGCAAUCGCGAUAAAAAGGAAAGGAUCCGAGUAGCGGGUUGGUCACGAGGCCGAGUUUCUCGCAAGCCCCUUAUAUAGUCAGAAGACUGGCGAUUCCACAUUUCAAGCUUCAAUAGUCGUUGUUGAAAUGAAUCAGCAAUGGCAACCGCCUUCCAGAAUUCCUGGGGCCACUGGAGGAGGAGGUUCGGUGAGGAGAGCAAGAGAAAGGAUGGCAGCAGGAUUACCACCGGCCAUGCCACCACCACCUCCACAGGGACGAGUUUAUGAGCCACCGCGGAUGGCUGCGCCAGUCCAGCCAGCAAGUCGAAUUCGACCUCCGAUGCCAAUAGCUUCCUCUGGACCGAAAACUGGACAGGCUCCAAUUGGCGUCGCAAUAUCAGCACCAACUCAAAUACCGCAGUGGCCUCUGGCUGGGACUGCUGAGCCGGGCCAGCAAUACAAGCCACCUGCAGGUCGCGGCCCACCACCACAGAGACCACCACGGCCAAGUCAAGUCCCCUCGAUUCUGGAGAUCUCACAACUGCAGGAUGGUGUAAAAACUGCUCAGUAUGCGCAGCGGACACAAGAGCAACUAGAUCAACAGUAUGAGAGGGAAAGACGAGAGGAGGAGGACAUGAUUUCACCUAUCAUAACGUCACCUAUGAGCAUGUCUUCACGGCCGUCAACAUUAUCGUCUGUUGGAUCGAUACCGGACUUUCCAGUUCCUGUAGCUCCUGGCCCGCCACGAAGGAGCGCCAACCUUGGACCACCACCAAGUGCGAGACGUGGCGCAUCUUCAUACUACUCACAAGCAUCUUUCGUCUCUCCCAUCCCCGAGGAGAGUCCGGGAUCACGAACGACUCAUCUGUCUUAUGCCUCGAGUGCUGCUAUUCCGACGAGUUGGGGCUCCAACUCUCCGCGUUAUCCAUACGACGACGAAUAUGAGGACGAAAGCGUAUACGAUGGAAAUUUCAACAGAUCGCCUACAUAUGAGGAAGGACGAGAAUCGAGGGGGUCGGCAGAUGAUAAUGAUGAUAGAGGAUUGAUUCGAAGUGCUAGUUUUGGACGACGAGCGAAGCCUUCCAUGAUCACAACGAAGAGUUCGGAAAGGAUAGAACCUCGACCUGCGCCAGUGCCACAGCAGAAACCAAUACAGAUGACCAAGUUGGAGAAGAUGGGGAUCCUUCCAAUGCCAGGUAGUGAGGAUGCUGGUGCUACCAAGACUAAUGGUAAUGGCCUAGAGCGGAAGGAGUCUCAGAGGAACACAGUAUGGCCUAUAAUUGGAGAUUCCAAUUCGCCUCUCGCGACAGGCACGGGCUUCAUUGACAAGUCAACUUCAUCCUCCGAAGAGUCAGUCCCUACGUUAGCAAGGGCAUUCACGACAGACGAUGCGACUCCUGCAAAUGCAGCGAAUUUCUCGGAUUCUAAUGCUAAAGCGAUGCUUGGAGCAUACAACGCUGCAAGCUCUCUCCAACCUCCUGGAACGCAACCUUCGCGGACACCUAGCCCUGGUAAUGGAUUUAGCAGGUUAUCCGCUGUUCGCCGUCCACCGCGGCUGGAUAUGGAUGCCGUUAGAGAUGCGGAGGCGAGAGGUAGUCUAACGAGUUUGCCCGAUUUAAUCAGACGAGCAACGAGAUUGGCAGCGAUGAUGGAUAGAGGCAAGAGGCCCGGUAGUCGUCUUGCUCUCAACGAUUUUCCGAGCCAGGACGACUUUGCUAGGGAGAAGGAGAUGGGGAUGCGCUCUGACGAGAAGCAUCGAUCGGGGUUUUCAGGAAUGCUUGCAUCAUUUCCACCUCCUGGUGUCCAAACUCCCCAAGGCGACACACCCACCCGUCCCAUGUCGGCUUGGCCUACAGGAUUUGAGGAACAACCUGCUGACGGACAAGAUGGGCAGAAGCAGAAGAAGCCUCGCCGCUGUUGUGGACUGCCGUGCUGGGGCUUUUUGCUCGUUGUUCUAAUUCUCUUAAUCAUCAUCGCAGCAGCUGUGGUUGUUCCUCUUGAACUUCUCGUUCUCAACAAGCCCGAUUCCUCGAAUGCUGGAGCUGUAACCGUCGCAGCAUGCCAAGCCAAUUCAGCUACGGUAUGUCAGAAUGGAGGCACAUCCGUCGUUGACAAUGGUUCCUGCGCCUGUAUAUGUACGAAUGGCUUCACUGGCUCUACAUGUACCUCCGCCAAUGCCACCGGUUGUGCAACGGUCACUAUGUCUGGCUCAUCUUUCACAAAUGUCACUCUCGGCCAAUCCAUCUCUCGCCUAAUCUCAGGAGGCCAAACAAAUUUCUCCAUCCCUCUCUCCGAAAGCACUAUUCUUGCUCGAUUCAAUUCUGCCAACCUUUCCUGCGCAACCGAAAAUGCGUUGGUGACCUUCCAAGGUCGCGCUGAGCGUGUUGGAGCAGCCAGAAAUCUAGUAUUCUCUGCAACUAGCUCUGCCCCCGUCGCAGAUCCCACUGCCCAAAAGGCUCGAAGACAAGAUAUUCCUGCGACCACCACAACCGCCCCAAUAGCAGCCGCAACAAACAACGGCAUCGUCUACGACGCCUCCGCAACCAACGGACCGCCCUCCGCAAUUUCGACCUUGUCUACUUCCUCUGAUCCCCAAGCAGUCUUUAGCAUCACCGAAGAAGUGCUCGAUUUCGCACGCGUGGCAGUCCUGUACGUGCUCCAAGAAGACGAUCUCGAGAAUGCCAUUACUGCUCAGAGCAGCCUGCAGACUUGGUUCAAGGGUCAGAGUUACACCAAUCAGGCGGCCAUGAAUGUCAGCCUCGGCCAUGGCAAUGUGGUUAAUCUGCUAGCGUUCCAGGUCGACACUGGCAAUGGAACGGUGGGUUCUAAGAAUGCCAGUCUGGCGUAUGGGAAGGCGAGGAGAGAGAUUGAGAGGAGGGCGGCUCAUAUGAGGAGGAGUAUACCACUGUUUAGUACGCGGUGAAGUAAGCGGAAUACAGGCUGAGCUCGUGUUUGAUGACAUUGAUGACUUUUUUCUCUCGUUCCGUAGAUGAGAAUUGAGCGUGGAAAAUGUACGAAGGAAAGUAUGAGCGAAAAGGAAGCAUGAGUGUCGGAGUAGAUGGGGCUCUGACUUGUAUAUACUGCCCUCGCCAGCACUUUGGCACAUUUUUUUUUCUUUUCCUUUACUGUUUUCGGUGGAUUUGUGUUUUUGUUGAGAUGUCAUAUACCUUUUCGUUUUCUUGUUUUUGUCUUGUUCUUUCGUGUUCAUGUUAUGUCUAGCGCGGUGCUGGGGAGCCGAAGACUUGAGCUCUGAGAGCGAGGAAGGGGUAGAGGGAUGAAUUGGGCAAGAGUGUCUUAUACCUAUUAUGUUCUUGGAGGUUUGUAAUUGGUGGUGGGGUGGUGGUGGAUGUUGCCUGUAUUAUAUAGUUGACUGGAAACUGAGUUGGAAGAGAUGGAGACUCGCCCGAAGAGGGAAGAUGGAAAAGGGGAUGAGGAGGAUUGCAUGGAAUGGAGUCGUCUUGUGGAUUGCAUGCUGGCAGGUAAAUCUUAAUGGAAAAUCUAUGGACUUAUGAAC